AUGGCGGCGGUGACCGUCGAGGACGCUGUGGCCGCCGUCGUUCCCAUCGUCGUGUACUGGGCCUACUCCGGCGUCCACAUGGCGCUCGGCCACACACGGGUCAUGGACAAGUACAGGCUGAACUCCAAGGACGAAGAAGACAGCAAGAACAUGGUGUCCAAGCGCGCCGUUCUCGCCAACGUGCUCAUGCAGCACGCUAUGCAGCUCGCGGCCGUCGCAGUGCUCACCGUGCUUACAGGAGGAGGAAGAGGACGAGCAACGGCGACGUCGUACCUGACGGCGGCGCGGCAGAUCGCGGUGGCGGUGGUGGUGUUCGACGCGUACCGGUACGCGUGGCACCGGCUGGCGCACCGGAACCGGUUCAUCUACCGGCACCUCCACUCGUGGCACCACCGCAUCGUGGUGCCCUACGCGUUCGGCGCCAUCUACGGGCACCCGGUGGAGGCCCUGAUCGCGGACACGGCGGGGGGCUCGCUCGCCGUGCUCGCCUCCGGCCUGUCCUCCUCAUCGCCGUGCGCCACGGCCGUGUUCCUCACGCUGUGCACCGUCCAAGGCAUCGACAUCCACUGCGGGCUGAGCCUCCUGCCGCGGCGGCUGCGGUGGGUCUGGAACGGCGCCGCGCACCACGGCGUCCACCACCUGCCGCGCGGCGUGAGGCACAACUUCUCCGACCUGUUCUUCGUGACGUGGGACAGGGUGUUUGGGACGCACUUGCCCUACGCCGUCGAGGAGAGACCCGGCGGCGAGGGGCUGAUGCUCAGGACCAUGCCGCCCAAGGCGCCGUCCAAGAAUAACUAA
Lolium rigidum is the source of this 798-nucleotide messenger RNA. Its product is annotated as sphinganine C4-monooxygenase 1-like. Gene Ontology annotation, biological process: lipid biosynthetic process. Lineage: Eukaryota; Viridiplantae; Streptophyta; Magnoliopsida; Poales; Poaceae. The record is from RefSeq and is a predicted model, not a curated record. The coding region runs from base 1 to 798 and encodes 265 amino acids. The transcript has 2 exons. Gene Ontology annotation, molecular function: iron ion binding; oxidoreductase activity.